Scophthalmus maximus (turbot) is the source of this 2594-nucleotide messenger RNA. RefSeq names its product CD302 molecule (gene cd302). Gene Ontology annotation, molecular function: signaling receptor activity. Lineage: Eukaryota; Metazoa; Chordata; Actinopteri; Pleuronectiformes; Scophthalmidae. The transcript has 6 exons. The record is from RefSeq and is a predicted model, not a curated record. Bases 218 to 955 code for a protein of 245 amino acids.
GUGGAGCCUGUUCCCGGGCUGAAGGGUGAAGUCCGGACAGGGUGGCGCGUCUGUGCGCCUGAGUCCACGUUCGCGCGCCGCUGCGCGUGGGAGGGAUCAGUGUCCUCACGUCGCGGCGGCCGCGCGCGUCGAGGCAACAGUCACACAAGUAGUUGGGUCCUGAAAGCCUGUGGUAGUUUCUGGUUUUGUUUUGUUUUUUCAGUCCUCGCUCGCGGUCAUGGAGUCGCCGAGGAGGAGUCACCAUUUUGGAUCAGUGCUGUGCUGCGUCUUCGCGCUGUGUUUGCACCUGGAGUUCUGUUCGACGGGAGACUGCCCGGCAGACGGACGCACCUGGGUGCCCUUCCAGGACCAGUGUUACCACUUCGUCCACGGAGAAGAAGACAAAAUCAAAAGCUACACUUUUGAGAGGGCAAAAACCCUCUGCCGAGGUUUUGAGCUUUUGACCGUGCAGAGCGCUGCGGAGAAUCACUUUGUCAUUAUAUAUAGCCCAGAGGUGUGGAGAGGCAAGGUCAACGUGUGGCUGGGAAUGUAUUAUGACACAGACAGUGAAGACAUGAGGUGGUUCGGCGACGAAUCCCCCGUGGGGUUCACGAACUGGGAGGACAGCUCAUCUCCGUCGGACAUGGUGCCCUUGGACACGUGUGUGGCUCUGCACAGCAACACGGGCAGGUGGGAAAACGUCAGCUGCCUGGACGAAGUGGAGAACGGAGUGAUCUGUGAGACCGCUCAGAAGGAAGAGGAAGGCAAGCAGAGACCCAACGCGUUGCUGUCGGCCCUGGUCAUUCUCAGCGUUGUGGCUAUCAUGGGAAUCUCCGCGGUUAUUUGGUUCCUGCACCAGAAGAACAAUCUUGGCUCCACCAUCUUCACAGCGUUCGAGUACCACCCUCCGUUCCGAGUCCUGGACACGGACCAGUCCUGCCUGGUGGAGGCCGAGGAGACUGACAGUGUGCCAUAGAAGAACUGACUCUCCCUGGGUGGGUGUUCGUGUAAAGAGAGGUCCACCCUCACAACAGCCACUGAGGCUACAUCCAUAAUAAUAUGUUUUGGUUUUAAAACGAAAAACAAUCUCCGUCCAGACGAGCUUUGUAGCUCCCUAUCAGAAGUAAUCUCUGUCCAUAUCAACACACUUCAAAAACGCAUGUCAAAUGACUAUUCACAUACGCCGGGCCCGUGUGUGCUGGUGUAAACAAGAAGCAGAUUGUCCACCCUUCAGUUGGUUGCUUAGUUGCAGAAAAAAUACUACGAACGGGAAACGACAAUUGUGAAUCGUAAGAGCAGGAAAUUUAUUUUUUCUUGGACCGUUGACAAAGUAGAACUGUUACAGUGUUAUCAGUGUUUUUGCAUUCGCCACUGGUAAUCGAGUCGUGACUGAUAAGAACCAACCAGGAAGUGAAUGUUGGUGACUGCGUCAUCUUUUUCCUAACGUCUCUGUCUCUGCCCGUCCAGACUAAAACUUCUACUAAAAGAGUGGUGUGGACGGCAACAGGGAUGUGUUUUCAAACUAAAACGUAGAAGCGUGGAUGUAGCCUGAGAACGUUUUGUCAUGACUCAGAAUAGUUUAGUGUGAUUAUGACAAAACUGACCAGGCUCUUACUCUGAUACUAACCUCUUCACUGGGGCACUAUGAAAAUUGCAUUAACGGACACUUGCUAGUUAUCAAUCAAUUUCUGCAGAUUGAUUUUCAUCAACAGCUGUAGCUUAGUGUACAUGUCACCUGCCACCGCAUGAAACAUCCGAUUAUUAUCGGUCACUGCAUUCCUAGGCUAACUUUUGAGAUCGUUGUGUUUUUAAUACAAAGCUUUCCUACUUUUUGUGAGCAGAAGUUUUCUCAUAUUUAGUAUUUUAUUCCCAUAAAUUCGGGAGACUUCCAAGAGGCAGGCAUAGAAAGUGAAAGAAAAUCAGUGCAGCAGAUCCUCCAGAUAUCCUGACUCAUAUUCCUCAUUACGGAUCAAGCCAAGUCAAAAAUGCCAUAUUCUACUGUGAAUUUCCACGAAUGCGACAAAGUGCAUGUUUUUUCGUCAGAAGGUUUGUUUGUUUGAUCCCAGUGUGAUCAGGAGUCUGGUUACGACGAUGUAGAUGAAGCCAAUGAAGCGGAGUUCCACAGUCCAUGAAGCUGAAUGGGAUCCUAUUGAAAUGGAAAAUCAUCCUAAAUGACAGUAAAUACUGCCAGAGAUGCCAUUAGAGAUGCCCGUGCAUUUUGUUAAGUUGUCUCGACAGACGUAAGACUGAAUGUGAACAGCAAAUACUGUCAUUCCAGAAUAUUUUUGAGGUGGCUAUCAUAUAUAAUAAUAUUAAUAAUUUUCUGGUGUUUUUUUAUUUUUUUUUGCUGCCCUAUGGAAUCCUGAGCAUUGUCAUUGUUUAAUUUGUAAGCGACUCAUCAUGAUAUUGGUGUUGGAAAUGAUGGCUCAUCUUGUGACAUUAAAGACAAUCAAGAUUUGGCGAUAUGAUGGGUGUAAUCCAGGAUAAUGGCAAGUAGCCCCUGUUAAUACUGUUGUUUUCAACAGCAUAAAUGCUUUUGUGCAAUAUCUGUUAUUAAUUUGGCAGAAUCUGAGCCCCUUGUGUGUUUUUUCAUGAUAAAGUAUGUUUGACUAAAA